AUGUUCUACUGGCAACCCGCUUUCUUCUCAGAUGGUACAACCCGUCCAGCUUCUCAUUUUCCCCCUCUUGACAUCUCACCUCCGGGAACACUUCCAAUACCACCUUCUUCAACCGUCCGGCCGUCUUUCUCGGAGUUGACAACACAAGGAGACCCAACCACUUCUUCGAAACAUCCAUCCGAAAACGAGAUACCAAAUCAAGCUGUACCCAUGACCAUAUCAUCAAAUACGAACCAAAUAAGUAAGGAGACUUCGGAGAAGACGGAAACAGGAAAUGUCGAGAUGAAAGAAGGAAGGUCAGCUUGGCCUUAUGGAAUUUGUGAUGGUGUACUCCCACCUGAUGGUAUGAUGUCUGUUAACCUUCUCACCCCUUCGGAGAAUAGUAUAUUUGGAAAGGUCUCUCAAUCAGCUUCAGCUACGACAUCUUCCAAAAAACAAGAUGGAAAUCAAUCUUUUUUGGAAUCUUGUGAUGAUGUAACUGUCGCAGGACCGUCUGUAGAUGGUGAAACUGCUCAAGCAUCGUCGACUAUUGAGGUCGCUGUUCAAGAUGGACCAAAGGGGUAUAGGGUAGAUUAUGGAUUUAAUGCUAAUGGGGAUGGAAAGUGGCUGGGUUACUCAUCUGCGAUGCAAUUAGGGGGGUUGAGUAAGGCUAAAGGAGGAGAUGGGGAUUUUUCGCAACGACAGCCGGAAGUCAUAAUAUCACAUGGAUCUUUCUCUGGAGGAGCGGGAGAAGAAGGUGGGAUUGGGAUGAUGUUGGGGAAUGAUGACGUUUCUGCUAGUAAGGGAAAGGGGAAAGGGAAUGAGUCACUGGAGGUGCCGGAGGAGGGAGUGGGCGGAGUGACCGUUCCAGAGGUGGGAGGGGACUCAGGAAGUGGAGCGAGAGUAGAUUGGCCAGAUUGGGUAGAAGGGGGAGAUUCAAAGUGGACGUUGGAAUGCUGUCUUUCUUGA
Tremella mesenterica DSM 1558 is the source of this 948-nucleotide messenger RNA. RefSeq lists its product as uncharacterized. The coding region runs from base 1 to 948 and encodes 315 amino acids. NCBI's taxonomy places the organism in Eukaryota, Fungi, Basidiomycota, Tremellomycetes, Tremellales, Tremellaceae. The transcript has a single exon. The record is from RefSeq and is a predicted model, not a curated record.